AUGACAGGCUAUGCAGCCAACCAAUCCAGAUGCUGCGAGCUUCUGAGCUUCGAGCCUCCUUUCGCCAAUGCGAUCUAUGCCAACGAGGUCCAUCUUCUCUCCAGUGAAGCAAAAUUCGCUUGUCUCGAAAAUAGGUCUAGUCCCACUGACACCGACGUUACGGGCAUCGAACUCAAGGACCGCCUGACAUCUAUCUCAGAGUCCAUCGCUGAAUGCUAUGCUGUCCGAUCCGAGGCGCUUGAGCAUGCUCCCCUGAGGUUGAUCAGCACAUCAAACGAUCAGAGGCAGCAGGAAGAGCAAUCGUUCAUUGCGUUGACUUAUCGUUGGUCCAGUCCUGUAAUGUUAGAGAAAUCUGGACAGUACUCCCUGCCAAUCACUCCCGAGAUGUAUGCAGCCGUUAAGGUAGAAGUCCAACGCGAUGAGUUUGGAGAUAAGCCGGUGGAGGGGCUCUGGAUCGAUCAGAUCUGCAUCGACCAGCGAGUUGAGGCCGAAAAGCAGGCUCUCAUUGGCGUUAUGGAUCUUCUAUACUCAAGCGCUAGGUUGGUUGUAGUUGUGCUCGACGGGGUGUAUUUGGACGAGGCGGAAAUUCAAAGUCUGCUGUCAUAUGGCGCGAUCUGUGACGGGGACGGAAGCAGUAUCAAUACACCUUGUUCACGUCAAUCGCCUGCUUACGCGUCCACAAACAUGCAUUUGUAUACUGCUGUUGAGAAAAUUGUUCGCAGUCCGCUCUUUUCAAGAGCUUGGUGCAUCCAAGAGCUCGAGCUGAGCAAACGAAACAUCUUCCUUGUAGGUGCUACUAAGAAAGAAAGAGGAGCUAGUUGCAUCUUGAGGUUCAAUGGCACAUACUACAAGCAUUUGCUUGUCCUGUAUAUAGAAGUCCCUCGAUCGAGGGAGCCUUACAGGGUCCGAAGUGACUUUUUCAGAGCAGAGGCGACUGGCAACAUUAUCGAACAUAUGCAUAGGCUUUUGGGGCAACGGGACCUUCGCGACUACCUUAACAGCCACCCAACGAUUACAAAAUUCAACUUCCCUCCAGCCUUCAUCAUCCAACCCGUGGGGGAUAUAUUCUAUUACAGCGAGGCAAGUGGUGAUGGUUUGAUCCAGGAUCCUGUCGUGCGGCGCUUGGACGCUCUGAAAGACAAGCUUUCAAUCGUGCUUAACAUAGUAAAGAACGGUUUGGUACUCCUUCGGUCCAAGCUGCGAGAAGAUACGUCAAUAGACGACCCUGACGCGUGUUUUGAGGAUACUUGCUUAGCUCACAUUAUGAUAGUCGCUUUAGCAUCAGGAGACCCAAUUGCGCUUUGCACAUCUGGUCCACGUCUGAGGCUUUCCGGAAGGAACAAACCAUCUUCCUGGCUUUGCCGGCCGGACUCAAGAGAUCACGGAAGUUUCGCACCAGAGCCGAGUCGAAUAGACCCGAAUCUGAAGUUCUCUGUUGAUAUAGGGCCUAAUUGUGAAUUCAUCGAUCUUGACUUAGCCUUCCCCUGCCAACCGGAGGACCGCCAUAGAGCAUCUGUGAAUGACUUUCUGACUAGUGCUAGUCAGUUUCUGAGUCAAUGUCUACAUCAAGACAUUGCGAGAGACGAGCUCUCUAUCCUUCGAAUUACUGACUUUGAUAGCGAUACUGCGUACGGGCUGACUAAGGAGCUCUUUAGCAAUACUCUUGCUUGUAUCUUGGAAUGUGGCAGCUACUGGCUGUCAAAACUAGAUGCUAGGAUGUGCGGAGGCACGAAUUCUGAGGCUAUACUUCGCGCCCUAAAUAUGAUUUCUGAUCGAGUAGACGGUAGGUUUUGGUUUAAGGCACAAUUGCUUGAGAACCCCGAUGUUCAAGAGGCAGCCAAGAAAGUGUGGGGAUUCGUGGCGUUUCUGAUAACGCGUGGGCUUCCUGUCGCGGCUUCAGCUACAAGUGAUACCUCUCUGGCCGAGUGGAGACCAAUCUGGUUCUCUUUGCCGUCCGAAGAUCGCGUAUUGACAUUUGCACCUACUGAAGACGUAGAACUGGCCAUUCCGAAGGCGCUUUUGCCACACGCAUAUCGUGAAUUGCGCCGGUGCUGGGUUGUACAGAGGAAAGAUGACUCAACUUGUUUGAGCUUGCAACUUUUGGGGAAGAGCCGACUUACUGGGAGCGUAAAUUUCCUUGAGAACGUAACAUCUCUUUGGCCUGAAGAACGAGCGCGAGUCUUUCAAUACUAA
Messenger RNA from Bacidia gigantensis, 2193 nucleotides. RefSeq lists its product as uncharacterized. The record is from RefSeq and is a predicted model, not a curated record. NCBI's taxonomy places the organism in Eukaryota, Fungi, Ascomycota, Lecanoromycetes, Lecanorales, Ramalinaceae. The transcript has a single exon. The coding region runs from base 1 to 2193 and encodes 730 amino acids.